This is a messenger RNA of Anneissia japonica, 395 nucleotides long. RefSeq names its product elongin-B-like. Gene Ontology annotation, molecular function: protein binding. Gene Ontology annotation, biological process: transcription elongation by RNA polymerase II. Bases 1 to 384 code for a protein of 127 amino acids. The transcript is spliced from 3 exons. NCBI's taxonomy places the organism in Eukaryota, Metazoa, Echinodermata, Crinoidea, Comatulida, Comatulidae. The record is from RefSeq and is a predicted model, not a curated record. Gene Ontology annotation, cellular component: VCB complex; elongin complex.
AUGAAUGCAAAACAACAUCAGGAUGUGUUCCUGACAGUUCGUCGUAAAAAGACUACCAUAUUUCUAGAUGCCAAAGAAUCUAAUACUGUUUAUGACUUGAAACACAUGAUUGAAGGUAUAACAAAGCAUAGCCCGGAGGAUCAGAGACUAUUCAAGAAUGGAGAGCCUCUCGAAGAUACAAAGACAUUAGGGGACUGUGGCUUCACAAACCAAAAUGCUAAGGCACAGUCUCCAGCUCAAGUCGGUUUAGCUUUCAAAUUGGAUGGUGAAGAUGAAUUUGAAGACCUAGACAUCAUCGAAUACUCCUCUCCACCAGAGCUACCGGACGUUAUGAAACCAACCGAUUCCAGCACAAGCACAGCUGGAGAACAGCAAUCCUCAUAGGUCAACUCCUG